Messenger RNA from Stegodyphus dumicola, 2164 nucleotides. RefSeq lists its product as uncharacterized. Gene Ontology annotation, cellular component: nucleoplasm. Gene Ontology annotation, biological process: regulation of transcription by RNA polymerase II. NCBI's taxonomy places the organism in Eukaryota, Metazoa, Arthropoda, Arachnida, Araneae, Eresidae. Gene Ontology annotation, molecular function: DNA-binding transcription repressor activity, RNA polymerase II-specific; RNA polymerase II cis-regulatory region sequence-specific DNA binding. The record is from RefSeq and is a predicted model, not a curated record.
AUGCAACCGUAUCAUUCGUAUUCGAACAGCAACCGCAUCAUUCGUAUUCGCAUAGAAACCGCAUCAUUUGUACUCGAACAAACCGCAUCGUACGACAGAUGCGAGUAACGAACAGAUGCGAGUAACGAAAUGAAUUUGUGAGUACCGAAUCGGUACUUCGAGUCAACCGAUGUACCCGUUACUCAGUAACGAAUACAUGCGGUUUGCUCCAGCUCUAGUGUCUACUUUGUCAACGCUUUUAAUUUGAGCAGUUUGUAUGUCUAUAUCUGGAAUUGUCUAUAUCUGGUCUAAAUCAAUUCUGGAACCCAUAACUUCCAGGGGUAAUUCUACGGUGGAAGCAGUAUUACUAGGCACUCCAUUGCAAUCGUUAUCCGUAGGGUUAGCAUCCGCAUGAUUGUUUUUGUCCAUGAGGUUAUCAGAAUCGCCGUUAGGCAAAGGAACUUCGGCUGUCUGGCUCAUAGCGAGCACCUUCAUCCACAAAGGAUCAGGACCGAAUGACCCGUACAAAUUUCGCAUUUCCUGUACAUAAUUGUGAAGACUCCGAAAAUGGCAGACAAUCCUUAGGUGUAAAGCUAAACACGACAAUUUUGACGUCGCACAUGAUGUAUAUUUUUGAAGAAUAAAAUUUCCCUGCCGAGUUGAAAUUUAGUCGCUUCCCUGUCUGUCCAUGAAAUAUGACGUCACUCUCGAAUGAGAACAGUCAAACAGGAGAGAAACCUCCUAUAUAUGAAGCAUGCAAGAAGUCAUAGAAAGUCAUUUAAAGAGGAAUAUGAUUAUUCAGACAGGAGAGAAACACCAUAUGUGUGAAGUAAGCAAGAAAUUAUUUACUCAAAAAAGUGCUUUAAACAUGUAUAUGUUUGUUCACACAGGAGAGAAAACUCAUAUGUGUGAUGUAUGUAAGAAAUCAUUUAAUCAAAAAAGUUCUUUAAACGUGCAUAUGCGCGUUCACACAGGAGAGAAACCUCAUGUGUGUGAAGUAUGUAAGAAAUCGUUUAAUCACAAAAGUGCUUUAAAUGUGCAUAUGCGCAUUCACACGGGAGAGAAACCACAUAUGUGUGAAGUUUGUAAGAAGACGUUUAGUAAAAAGUGUAGUUUAAACAACCAUAUGCUUAUUCAGACAGGAGAGAAAUUUUAUAUGUGUGAAAUAUGUAAGAAAUCAUUUAGUGAAAAAAGUCAUUUAAAUGCACAUUUUCUUAUUCAUACAGGAGAGAAGUUUUAUAUGUGCGAAAUAUGUAAGAAAUCAUUUAAUGUAAAAAGUAAUUUAAAUGCUCAUUUGCUUAUUCACACAGGAGACAAACCACAUAUGUGUGAAGUUUGUAAGAAGACAUUUAGUAAAAAGGGUAGUUUAAACAACCAUAUGCUUAUUCACACAGGAGAGAAGCCUCAUAUGUGUGAAGUAUGUAAGAAAUCAUUUAAUAUAAAAAGUAAUUUAAAUGCACAUAUGGCUAUUCACACAGGAGAGAAACCACAUCUCUGUGACGUAUGUAAGAAAUCAUUUAAUCGCAAAAGUACUUUAAGUGUGCAUAUGCGCGUUCACACAGGAAAGGAACCACAUCUCUGUGAAGUAUGUAAGAAAGCAUUUAAUCACAAAAGUGCUUUAAAUAAUCAUAUGUGCAUUCACACAGGAGAGAAACCUCAUAUGUGUGAAUUAUGUAAGAAAUCUUUUAAUCUAAAAAGUGAUUUAAAUGCGCAUAUGCUGUUUCACACAGGAGAGAAACCUCAUAUGUGUGAAUUAUGUAAGAAAUCUUUUAAUCAAAAAAGUCAUUUAAAUGCGCAUUUGCUUAUUCACACAGGAGAGAAACCUCAUAUGUGUGAAGUAUGUAAGAAAUCAUUUAAUAUAAAAAGUAAUCUAAAUGCGCAUAUGCUUAUUCAUACAGGAGAGAAACCUCAUGUGUGUGAAGUAUGUAAGAAAUCAUUUAAUAUAAAAAGUGAUUUAAAUGCGCAUAUGCUUAUUCAUACAGGAGAGAAACCACAUCUCUGUGAAGUAUGUAAGGAAUCAUUUAAUAAGAAAAGGGCUUUAAAUGUGCAUAUGCACCUUCACACAGGAGAGAAACCUCAUAUGUGUGAAGUAUGUAAGAAAUCAUUUAAUAUAAAAAGUAAUUUAAAUGCGCAUAUGCUUAUUCAUACAGGAGAGAAACCUCAUAUGUGUGAAGUAUGUAAGAAA